Astyanax mexicanus (Mexican tetra) is the source of this 2356-nucleotide messenger RNA. RefSeq names its product serine protease 23. The transcript has 2 exons. Gene Ontology annotation, molecular function: serine-type endopeptidase activity. Gene Ontology annotation, biological process: proteolysis. The coding region runs from base 270 to 1430 and encodes 386 amino acids. Lineage: Eukaryota; Metazoa; Chordata; Actinopteri; Characiformes; Acestrorhamphidae. The record is from RefSeq and is a predicted model, not a curated record.
GUGAGGGUGAGAGCUGAGGCUGGAGGCUGGUGAGGUUCGGCAGUCUCUGAUGGACUCGGGGGUCGCGGCGCGCGCGGGUCUGUGGAAGUGUGUAUGGGGGCAGCGCGCGGGAUGAGAGCUGAGGAAGGAGGGAGAGGAGAAAGGCUCAAAACCGGUUUCCACUCCUCCUCCUUUUAAAAUCUACACUUUCUUCAGGUUUUCUCAUCAGAGGACCCUCUCUGUGACACCUGCCCCCUUUGGAGGAUCACUGUUACAGGUUUACUACUGCGAUGGCGUCCUUCCUUUACCAGGCACGCCUGCUCCACCCCAUCCAGCUCGUCCUGCUUCUUCUACUCUGCGCUAGGCCAGGUUCCCCCGACAGGCCCCAGUGGCCUCUGCAGCGUGUGCCGGUUGUCCUUCCCCAGCAGAUCGAGGAGCGUCCGCCCCCUCACUUUCUCGGGCCAGCUCAGCUGGAGGUGACCUCCUCUUGCGGCCCAGAGUGUCACAAGCAUGCCCCGACCCCCAGCUACUGGGACCUGCGGCGCUUCCUGUCCUACGAGACUCUCCACUCCGACGGCCAGCUGACCGAGACAGUUGUGGGAAUCUACGGCUUUGACCCGAACUCCUUCCGCAAGAGCCCUGCGGCUGAGCAAGGGCGCUCCAGAGCCAAGCGCCAGAUCUUCGGGCACGACGGGCGAUUCAGCAUCGUAGGUCUGGACUUCCUGCAGAACUAUCCCUUCUCGACGGCUGUGAAACUGUCUACUGGGUGCUCAGGCACGCUGGUGGGAGACAAGCAUGUCCUCACGGCAGCCCACUGCGUCCACGAUGGAAAAAACUACGUCAAGGGAGCGCAGAGGCUCAGAGUUGGCUUCCUCAAGCCACGGCAAAAGGAUUCGCUAGUUAACGGCAGCAGCUCGGCAAAAAGCAAAAGUCCUCCAGCGGACAAGAUGAAGUUCCAAUGGAUUCGAGUCAAGAGGACCCAUGUGCCCAAGGGCUGGAUAAAGGGCAAUGCCAACGACAUUGGGAUGGACUACGACUACGCCCUUCUGGAGCUCAAGAAGGCGCACAAGCGAAGGCACAUGAAGUUGGGAGUCAGCCCCUCUGCCAAGCAGCUACCUGGGAGUCGAGUGCAGUUCUCCGGCUUUGACAACGACCGACCGGGACAGCUGGUCUACCGCUUUUGCAGGGCUGGGGACGAAACCUACGACCUUUUGUAUCAACACUGCGACGCCCAACCUGGAGCAAGCGGCUCGGGCGUUUACGCCCGGAUGUGGGACCGCAAACGUCGCCGCUGGGAGCGGAAGGUGAUUGGUGUCUUUUCAGGACACCAGUGGGUGGACCUCAAUGGCGCCCCCCAGGAGUUUAAUGUGGCGGUGCGCAUCACUCCCCUCAAAUACGCCCAGAUCUGCUACUGGAUCAAAGGGAACUAUGUGGACUGCAGAGACGGCUAAACGAAGGUUUCAGCACUAUUCUAUUAACUAUUCGCUUCAAAGCUUCAAAGGUCAAUGCAUCAUUUAAUGCAUCAUUCAUAAAACACUGGCACAUAAGCACUGAAAAAAAGGAGUAAAACAUAUAAAACACAUACUGUAUAUAUUCAGAAUUCAUGCUCAUUCUUGCUCAGAAACUGUAGUCUCCAUAAUUAUUUACCUAACCAAACAAUCACACACAUUUCACUCCUAUUAAGAUUAUUUUGGUAAGGCUCAAAACCAGCAAACCACUAUGCAUAGAUGGAAAGAAAGACAAGACUCUUAAAAUAAAAAAAUGGCAGAAAGACGGUAACUGCAUCAAAUCUGUUUAAUAAUAUCAUCUGUGGACUUCUUCUGUAGAAAGCACUGAAUCUACUUUUUCUCUGUAAACCUUUGUAAAUGUUCUCUUUUGUGUGAAAGAAUGUACUGCAAAGAAUGUUAACCAAAGGUGCUUUAAAAAAAAAAACAGUUAUAUACACACAACUAUACAAACAUGCAUAAGUCUUGACUACUGUAAAGAACGUCCCCAAGUGAGGUAGUAUCCGUUUCUAUUUCUAUUUCUGUUCUGCUAGCUACCCCUUGUGGUCAAAAACAGAAAAGCAGUUUUCACCUCUUAUUCUAAUAGUGGUGAAUGUGGUGCUGCCCUUUAUUUUACACUGAUCAGAGAAGUAAAAAGAACGUUACUUUUAUUUUAAUGGGGCAAAAUAACAGCAAAUGCAUGAAAGACAAAACAAAGUGGUAUUUAAGUAUAUCAAGCAAGUUUCAUAUGCCAAUGUUUGCUCCCAAAGCACUUUGAAUUUAUAUUUCUACUUUCUUCAUUAAUGUCAUUACCAUGUUGGGAUGAUCAUUCAAAUUGUACUUUACAAAUAAAGCAUUAAAUGCUUUGGAAUAAGCGAUGUUUCCAAAUGUCA